Messenger RNA from Spinacia oleracea (spinach), 2610 nucleotides. RefSeq names its product U-box domain-containing protein 33. Gene Ontology annotation, biological process: protein phosphorylation; protein ubiquitination. NCBI's taxonomy places the organism in Eukaryota, Viridiplantae, Streptophyta, Magnoliopsida, Caryophyllales, Amaranthaceae. The transcript is spliced from 9 exons. Bases 152 to 2404 code for a protein of 750 amino acids. Gene Ontology annotation, molecular function: ATP binding; ubiquitin-protein transferase activity; protein kinase activity. The record is from RefSeq and is a predicted model, not a curated record.
UUGAAGUAUUAGCAGUAUCAGUUAUAAUAAUCUAAACUUAUGAUACUUGUAAUUGAAUAGAAUAAAAUAAAAUCCUGAUUCUGUGACUUUGGCAACUUAAUUCAUCAUCUUUAAAGUUCAUUUCAGUUGAAUUUUACUAAGUUCUUGUCUUAUGGUUAUGGAGGAUCAAAACAAGAUAUAUGUAGCUGUAGGGAAAGAAGAGUUUGAAGAUAGAAAAUCAACUCUAAAUUGGGCUUUACAGAUGUCAAAAGGGGAGACCAUUUGUGUUAUUCAUGUUCAUGUGCCUACCCAAAAGAUCCGUCGACCAAAAAGGUAUGGUUUUCGAUCUCCUUUAAAGGCGGUCACACAAUCGGAGGUCAAUCAAGAAUUGGAAAGACAAGAGGUUGAAGAAAUGUUAGAUGAUUGUAUUAAAAUGUAUGCCCUUAAACAGGUUCCCUCUGAAAAAAUAUGCAUCGAGAAAGAGUCUGUAACUGAUGGAAUUUUGGAACUCAUAUCUGAAUUGGGGAUACAGAAAUUGGUGAUGGGUGCAGGCUCUAACAGCAGAUUUUUGAGGAUAAAACCAAAACCCACCUCAGAACAGUCUAAUGAAGUCCUUAAUAAAGCUCCUGAUUUCUGUCAUAUCUGGUUUGUAUACAAGGGUCGUCUAAUAUAUACAAGGGAAGCCACGAAGCAACUGAACCACCGUCUAGAAGAAAAUCAGUUGAACAGAUUGAGCUAUUCAGAACAAUCAGUUGAUUCACCAUCAGCUGAAUCAGCUGGUAGCUCAUCACCACUGUCUCAAAACAUGCAGCAUGAUUCUUCACCUGCUACUGUACUGCAGCCAACUAUCAUAAGCAAUGAUCCAUUUGGUCAACUUCAACAAGCCUUAAAAAAAGCUGAAAGAGCAAGACAAGAAGCUUCUGAAGAAUCAGAGAGGCGGCAGAAAGCUGAGAAAGAGACCAUGAAUGCAAUUCACAAGUUGAAGUCGGCUGAAGAUGAUCUAACCAAGGUGACAAGGAACCUUGUAGCUAUACAGUUCAAACUAAGUAAGGAUUUGAAAAAGCUCACCCAAGCAGCUGGUGAGUUCUCAUCACUUGAAAGACAAAUUGAGGACUGUAGUAAUCUCGAGGUGGAGGAAAUGGAAGAGAGAAUUCUCUUCACAGAGAAAUUGCAGAAGAACAAGAAGCAAUGUGAUAAAAUGAGAAUGGAUUAUGAUGAUAGUUUUGACGUAUAUCUAUCCGCAGAUGAUGAUUCUGUUGAUGUAGUUCAUGUGUUGGAGAAACAGGUUUUCUUGGAGCCAUCUAGUUCAAAUAAUACUACGUUUUCCUGUGAGUUUUCCCAGUCAGAUAUCAUAGAAGCUACUAUGUUAUUUGAUCCAUCAUUGAGAAUUCAGGAAGGAGACAAUGACAGUGUAUACAAAGGUUUCCUGCAUAACACCGAAGUGGCGAUAAAGAUACUUAAACCUAAUAGUUUGCUGGCCAUUCAGGGUAUUGCAAAGUUCAAACAAGAGGUUGAUGUAUUGAGCAAGCUGCGUCAUCCAAACCUGGUGACUCUAAUCGGCGUAUGCCCAGACUCCUUAGCUCUCAUUUACGAGUAUCUUCCCAAUGGAAGUCUUGAAGACCGACUGAAUUGCAAGGACAACACUCCCCCAUUACCAUGGAGAACAAGAAUCCAUAUAGUCACUGAAUUGUGCUCAGUCCUCAACUUCCUCCAUUCUAUCCUACCUUGCAGCAUUAUACACAGUAAUUUAAGCCCAAAAUAUGUACUUCUUGAUGCCAAUUUCAGCUGCAAGCUUAGUGGAUUUGGCUUCUGCCAUAUUAUCCCAACUAAGGAACAGAUUAACAGAACGAAUGAGCUCAAUGACACUUCUUAUUUAGACCCUGAAAUUUCACCUAAAUCAGAUGUGUACUCUUUUGGAAUUAUAUUGUUGCGGUUAUUAACAGGAAGACCUUCCUUGAACAUAGUGACAGAGGUUCAACAUGCUCUAGAGAAUGAUCAUCUUCAUAGAAUAUUGGAUCCUUCCGCGGGUGAUUGGCCAGUUGUACAAGCACAGCAUCUGGCUCACAUGGCUUUGAAAUGCUGUGACGUAAAUACAAAAGACAGACCAGACCUUGGUUCGGAGGUUUGGAGAGGGCUUAAACCACUGAUGACUUCAACUAAAAGCUUGUCUAAUCCUCUUCAGCCUGUUAGCGGGGACCAGAUACCAUCCUAUUUCAUUUGUCCCAUUUUUCAGGAUAUAAUGAGGGAUCCACAUUUUGCUGCUGAUGGAUUUACAUAUGAAGCAGAUGCUGUUAGAGGGUGGUUUGAAAGUGGCCGUGAUACUUCACCAAUGACUAAUCUUAAACUUGAUAGCCACAAUCUUACUCCUAACCGUGCUUUACGAUCUGCAAUUCAGGAGUGGCUGCAGAAGUACAAUCUUGUUUAGUUUAUCUAAUUCAUGCCUAAUACCAAAAAGUCUAUGGAAUGUUUUAUCUUUUUGUGCAGUUUGUGAUUCUCCUUCUGAAUCUCUGCUUUCUGGCAUUGUUUGAUAUUUUGUACAGUAUUAAGGGGUUAUAUGUGUAUUCUUUUGUAAAGAAUUAUCCUCUACGUUGAAAUAUUGAAUGUAAAUGUUAGCAUAUCUGCUGCCUGCAA